GUGAGGGAUAAAUAAUACGGAGAGAGAGGAACAGACGGAGCGGCACAAAGGAGAGAUCAGAGUGUUGUGCGGGAGGGCGAGAUAGAGGGAGAUGCAGGCAGUGGCCUAGAUGUGCGAAUCGCCAAGAGUUGCUCUUUCUGGUUCAGUGGAUGGAGGCUGUUCUCGCGCAGGGAGGACUAUAGAAAAUAUGGGGAGGUUUUACGUGGUUUGUUGAAGGCUACACAGUGAAACAUUACUUUUUCCAGUACGUGUUUUCGUUCAUUCGUGUUCUGUAUUUUUAUGUGGCCUACUUUAUGUGUGUUUUGGGGAGAAAUGGGUCAAUAAUUUCGAGGCGCGCAAGCAGUAGCGCACAGUCCCACACACUGCCGCGCGUUAUGGCUCACUCUGUCAAACAUGGUGUAUGAAAAUGCACUGAACCUUUCACAUUUACACACUGUGAACAUAUAGUUCACGCCGCUCCCUUCGUACCCGCUGUGUGAUGACGAUGGAAGUGGAAGCUGACAGCGGCAGAGGUAUAUCGAGGAGCGCUCGUGAUAAAUGCCCGCGGGCGGUGGAGCGCAACGGCUACGUGAAAACAUGUGUCACCCCUCUGUAUCAGGACGCGGGCUGCCAGUCGUGGCUGAGACUCGCAGAUAUAUGGAGUUCCCUAAGACUUUCGUCCGCGGUGUGUGUGGGCUCUGUUUCGGUUAUUCUUGCUUUGCUGGUCAGAUUGGUGGACUGGGACGUGGAGCAGCAGAGUUGCAGCAGUAACAGCAAGAAUAACGGCGAGUCUGGUUCUCUAGUUCAUUUCGUGGCGACCUGUGUGGUGGAACUGUUGUUGAACGUUUGGUACCUCGUGUCCCCCGUCUUCACUCUCGUAUGUGCCUUCUUUUGGGUUGGCUUGUACCUGAUCCGCUGCGGGGUGCUGAUCCGGACCGCGGUGUUCCUGUUGGCAGUGUGUCAUUUCGGCGAAGCCGCCGCGCAGUCUCUCCUGCACGGUGCGGAGGACCAGUUGUUGUCUUUCACCGCCACGGUGGUGGUUCUAUCCUGUCUAGCCGUCGGGGCGCUGAUGGUGGUCAGACUCGGACAGGGGGUUUCCGUUAUCGUCUUCAUCAGUAUCAUCAGAACUGUGUCUCUCAUCUCCCUCAACAAGAUCCGGGCCAGCUGGAGACCCUACCUGGCGUACCUGGUAGGAGUGCUGGGGGUCCUGCUAGCGAGGUAUGCUGACCGGCUCCUGACGGGCUCAGUGCCACUCGGGGCGGGUUGUAGCUACGUGACAGCGGGGAAGGAAGAGAAUAUAAUUCCCGUGUUUAAAAGGCGACGGAGGUCCAGUUCAGUGCUCUCUUCAGACAUGGCGCACAGUCACAGCAACAGCAAGUCCCACCGAAGGACCUCACUCCCAUGCAUUCCACGGGAACAGAUGAUCUCACAGACUGAAUGGGACCACAAGAGAGGUGCCCGGGGAUCCCAGUCGUCGGGUACCGGUGUGGUGGUGGACAUAGCGGUGAUGGGGGAAGCCCAUGGAUUGAUCUCAGACCUGCUGGCAGACCCCUCUCUGCCCCCCAACACUUGCAGUUCCCUGCGGGCUGUCAGUAACCUGCUCAGUACCCAGAUCAGUUUGCAGCCACUGCACCGGCCUCGAAUCAACCCUCUGCAGGCACUCAGCGACACACACACCUGCUCCGACUCAGAGGACUGGCCAGAGAGAGAGAAACUGGCCAUCCCAAAGCGUCUGCGACGGAGCCUGCCUCCAGGCCUGCUGAGAAGGAUCUCCUCUACAUGGACCACCACCACCUCAGCUACAGGUCUUCCCACCAUAGAACCAGGACCUGUACGCAGAGACCGCUCUGCCAGCAUCAAACACCUCCACGACAGUCCACCAUGCAGCAUGGUGAACAGUGAGUCGUGGAACAGCUCUGUAAUGCUCACCAUCUCGAAGAGUCGCUCCAUGUCUGCCUCCUACUCUGCUUCAGCCACCUCCAACCACCUCUACAACAGACGCAUGACCAGACCAGGUUACCCCCCCUCCAAUAUAUCCCCUCUGGCCUCUCCCUGCCACUCCCCUCCGGUCCAGGGGACCCCUGUCUCCAGCCCCACCACCAAGUCCUGCUCUGUGGACCUACCGGACCCUGUGGACAGCCAGGGAGAGAGGCCUGUGGACCCCCAGGCCCCACACAGAGCAUUAACACACAGCAUCAGUGCACCUAGCUCCACCACACCGCACUGGGGGCCACCAUCUCUCUGCAUCAGCUGUGGUAGACCGUACAGCAGGCUGAGCCAUGGGGAGGGAUCUAUGGACAAAGGGGACAGACCUCACCCUGAUGACCCGGCAGUGGCGUCGUCAGACUGUGAGAGCACCUACGAGACCAACCACAGUGACAGCAGUGACUUUGCACAGAACGAGGAGGACGGGGAGGGGGCCAAGAAGCCCUCGGACACCCAGGACGGAUGCAGGUCGUACCAGCCUGAGGGCAUCGUCCUGCAACCCCUAAUGCCACCUCCAGAGGACACACAGCCUAUCCUGGACCCAGAGCCUCUGGUGAUGUCAGAGCUGGAUCCUCUGAUGACUCAACUCAACAGCUGGAACUUCCCCAUCUUCAACCUGGUGGAGAAAACACAUGGCCGCUCAGGAUGCAUCCUCAGCCAGGUUUCCUACCGCCUGUUUGAGGACACGGGACUGUUUGAGACGUUCAAGAUUCCUGUCAAGGAGUUCAUGAACUAUUUCCAUGCUCUGGAGAACGGAUACAGGGAUAUCCCAUACCACAACAGGAUCCAUGCCACUGACGUGCUCCAUGCCGUGUGGUACCUCACCACCCAGGCCGUGCCAGGCUUGCCCAACCUCCUCACAGACCACAGCUCUGACUCUGACUCUGACAGUGGGCUCCUCACCCCCAGCCAUAUAGGCCAUACAGGGUUCCUGGUCUCUAAGAUGUCUGCGGUGAUGGAGGAGGGUUAUGGAUGUCUGUCUGGCCUCAUCCCAUCCCUGGAGCUCAUGGCUCUGUAUGUGGCUGCAGCCAUGCACGACUACGACCACCCUGGACGGACCAACGCCUUCCUCGUGGCGACUAGCGCUCCUCAGGCCGUGCUAUAUAACGACCGCUCUGUGUUAGAGAACCACCACGCUGCGUCGGCCUGGAACCUGUUUAUGUCUCGGCCAGAGUACAACUUCCUGGGCAACCUGGAGCAUGUGGAGUUCAAACGCUUCCGCUUCCUGGUCAUCGAGGCCAUCCUCGCCACCGACCUCAAGAAACACUUUGACUUCCUGGCAGAGUUCAACGCCAAGGUGGGUGAUGAUGGCUGCUCGGGCAUCGACUGGUCCAAUGAGAACGACCGGUUGCUGGUGUGUCAGAUGUGCAUCAAACUGGCGGACAUCAACGGCCCACUGAAACACAAGGACUUGCAUCUACAGUGGACCGAGGGCAUCGUCAAUGAGUUCUAUGAACAGGGCGAUGAGGAGUCGAGUCUGGGCCUUCCCAUCAGCCCCUUCAUGGACCGCUCUGCGCCACAGCUCGCCAAGCUCCAGGAGUCCUUCAUCACGCACAUCGUGGGGCCGCUCUGUUCCUCCUACGACUCUGCCGCCCUCAUGCCGGGGAACUGGGUUGACCCCGCCGACGCACGAAGGACGGAGGGAGAGGAGGUGGGGGAACGAGAGACAGAGGAGGAAGAGGAGGAUACAGCAGAGGAGGAUGUGUCGACUAGCUCUGAGAGUUCCCAGAAGCACGUGGUGAAGCUUAAGAAGAGCAGGAGGAGAGUGUUCUGUCCCAUCACUCAGCACCUUCUGGACAACCACGAAAUGUGGACAAGAGUCAUCGCCUCGGAAACCCGGGACACACCGGACAGAGAGGCGCCUAACUGCCUCAGCAACCCCGCCGAGCCAAUCACAGCCAUCCACGAGGAGGAGGAUGAGCCAGCCAGUAAGGAGGAGCCAAUAGAUGGCCAGGUAGAGGAGACAGAAGGGGAAGAGACGGGGCUUGCAGAGGAAGAGGAAGUGGUCGAGCAAUCGGAGACUGCAGAGAAAAGGGAGGAGGAGUUGGAGAGAGAGGAUUAUAGUUGACCCUAAGACCAGGAAACGGAACGUUUAUCCAAACUCAUACCCUCUCCCAAAUAGACUUUCUGACUCAUGUCAGAAAUGAUAACCUAUUCCUCAUGUGGUGCACUAGCUGGCCAAAAAUAGUGCACUAUACAGGGAUUGGGGUGUUGUUUGAGACGCAGACCCUGAUAACCCUGAUAUUUGGUUGCCAGCAAAUCACUUAGACACAACACUGUAGAAGUUUGGAGUAACAUGUGCCUAAAGAAAACAAGGUGGAGGGAGGGAGCGGAAGCUGAGGUUGAGGUGGGAUUUAUUGUUUUACUACUAUAUUGGAUCAGGUUUCCAUUUCAGAAUCCCUCUCCCUGACGAGGUGCCCGCAAUGCAGUACGGGACCACAGAACACUGACCCCACUGCCAGCCUCAAAACACAGCCGGCCAUACAAGUGGUCCGCAUCCACCUGACCGCCCUCACAGAACCAGGGUGUACAAAGUGGACAGUACUGAACAGACAGUACAAACUCUAGCUCCUGAGGACAAUGAGAUGAAAGUGCGGGAAAAUGCUGUGUCCGCUCUGUGUUGGUUCUCGGGAGAGGACUGAGGACUAGGGAGAGGAAGGCCAGUGUUGAUACAGAGUGUGCUCACACACACACAUGGAGGCAAACACACACACACACACACACAAACCCAUCAGAAGAUUUGCUAGCUACCCCAGAGGGAAUGGGAAGUCUAACAUAGAACCCUGGAGCUCUGAAAAAAAGCUUUAUACUCAGUCAUGGAAAAAAAAUCCACAGCACAGUGUUUCUUCACAUUCUUCAUCUCUCUCAUUGUUCCCAAUUUGACCAUGUUUCCUCUCUUUCUUUCUUUCUGUCUUUCUUU
Oncorhynchus masou masou (cherry salmon) is the source of this 4885-nucleotide messenger RNA. RefSeq names its product cGMP-inhibited 3',5'-cyclic phosphodiesterase 3A-like. The transcript has 16 exons. NCBI's taxonomy places the organism in Eukaryota, Metazoa, Chordata, Actinopteri, Salmoniformes, Salmonidae. The record is from RefSeq and is a predicted model, not a curated record. The coding region runs from base 479 to 4033 and encodes 1184 amino acids. Gene Ontology annotation, cellular component: cytosol. Gene Ontology annotation, molecular function: calmodulin-activated 3',5'-cyclic-GMP phosphodiesterase activity. Gene Ontology annotation, biological process: oocyte maturation; positive regulation of oocyte development.